Lineus longissimus is the source of this 1968-nucleotide messenger RNA. RefSeq lists its product as uncharacterized. NCBI's taxonomy places the organism in Eukaryota, Metazoa, Nemertea, Pilidiophora, Heteronemertea, Lineidae. The coding region runs from base 102 to 1109 and encodes 335 amino acids. The transcript has 3 exons. The record is from RefSeq and is a predicted model, not a curated record.
CAUUGUGAUUACUAAAUUUCAAAACCCGGUUACAGAAUCUACCCCCUAAUUACUAAUGGACUAAACCGGUGCCAAACCUGUCAAUCAUCACUUCAUCAACCAUGGCUUCCCUAAUCACAUUCCCGAUUGUAAUCGGCAAAUUCAGAGUGCGAAAACCACAAUUUGUGAUUUUCAUUUUGUUAACUUCCUUCGUUUUACUGUUUCUCUAUCUCAUAGUGCCACCUCAUGUUGGCUCGGCUGUCAGAACAGAUCAAUCAUUGCGGAAAAUCGUUGACAAAGAUGUGAUCGGGCCGAGGUUACCAGAGAAAUCCCGAAAUGUGACUGUGACAACUGACUCGGCUGCAAGUCUCGUUGCAAAAUAUGACGAAUCUGCUGCCUUCAAAUCUGUAAAUUACACAAAACAUCUCAGUUUCCUUCAGGAGAAACUCAACAAACUAACCCAAUUACUCAAGGAGAAGACGAGUAGUUUGAAAGAUCGAACAUACGAUAAAUUUGUUGAAUUCGGCUUGAUAAGUAAAUACUUUCAUGUCAGUGCAAAAAUCACCAGGAAACUUCCUUUCAAAUGGAAUAUUUCACGACCUUUGUUAGACCGGUUAGUUGCCGAUAAAGUUUACUACCACGAUCUACAAGAAGCGGUUAACAAGACGCGAGCAAUUGCAUUGAAAUAUAAACCGAUUUAUGAUUUGAAUCCUGGGACCUGCUCUUGUCGGGACUUGAACUGUGAAUGCUGCGCAAGGAUAUUUGUGAGGAGAUUGAAGGUAGAUCAGCAAAUUUGUAUCAACUUCACCUACGUGGCUGGAAACCAAGUCCUAAAGACCAAUAUAUUCUAUCAGAAGCAACUGGCUUUUAAUCAGACUAUCUCAGCCAAGGAGCCCCCAGAGAUUUGUAUGUUAGGAACCCACAACCUCACCGAGACCUGCGUCCAAUUCUUGAACAUCACAUACAACGUCCAAGCUUCAGAGGAUCACAAGACAAGGCUUACCGGCUGCAUGGAGUUUCAUUUCAAUGUGGAAUCUAAGACGAUUGCCAGCUAUCCGGUUGGGUGCUUUAUCACCCCUAAGAAAUCAGACAUUGGGAAUGUGAAUAAACUAGGCAACUGGGUGGUGUAGGGUCAUGGUAGAUUCUCGAAUUGUUCACAAUGAUAAUAUCAUACUAUAUUAUCAGUAAGCAUUACAUACUGAAGUCCAAAGCUUCAGUCAAGCUGAAUGGCUUCAUUUUUAAAUAUUGCUUAGCAUUCACCUUUAGUGGCAGUAGUGCAUUACUGCUGCACUUUUUAUUUGCGUCCUGUUAUGCUGUGUAGCAAGGUCACAUUAUUUUUCAAAGUCUGUUGUCCCAUGAACCAAGUUAGAAAAACGUGUGUCCUUUAUACUCAGUUUUAUUGUGAUAUUAUUUCUGUCGAAUGUUGUAAGUAUUGUUUUGGUGCCCAAUACUAACUUAUUUGUAAAUAAUGUACAGUAUUCGAUCAUUUCACGAUCAGCAACCUGGUAUAAUUUCAGGGGUCAUUAAGCUGUUGAAAAUCUGUUGGCUAUAAACAGACAUCAUGUACGUGUCAUAUGUUUUCUAUCAACAUGCCUGAUCCUCGUCACCAGAUCACAAGCACUGUUUUUCUCCAGCCCAGAAUCUCUUGCCCUCCGAGAAUCAACUCGGGCGAUCAGAAACUAGGGCAGUAUUUAUUACAUUGCAUUUGUUAACCAAUCGAAAGGGAGAUAGGGGUCGUCAUCAAAUCAUUGCUUUUGAUCAGUCAAGUCAAUUUAUUGUUUUUUCUUUAUUUGAAGGAGGAUAUGAAUUGUAGAUGACACUCAUUUUUGCAUCCAAACUUCAUUUUUCAUGAAUAAAAUUCUUUUAUCAAAAAUACAAUGUAUUUACCAGACGUAUCCUUGUACAGUUGGAUUGACUGUAACUGUUUGAGUUUUUUUACAACAAUAAAGUCUAUAAUGAAAAAAUUGUGUUCUCUACUCAUAAUAAUCA